Molecule: messenger RNA, 1500 nt
Organism: Ziziphus jujuba (common jujube)
Lineage: Eukaryota; Viridiplantae; Streptophyta; Magnoliopsida; Rosales; Rhamnaceae
Product: UDP-N-acetylglucosamine transporter ROCK1
Exons: 7
Coding region: 323-1306 (327 amino acids)
Biological process (GO): pyrimidine nucleotide-sugar transmembrane transport
Cellular component (GO): Golgi membrane
Molecular function (GO): pyrimidine nucleotide-sugar transmembrane transporter activity
Source: RefSeq, a predicted model, not a curated record
UUCAAGGUGGUGGUGAACGCAAAUAGUGAAAAAAACGGCGUCGUUAGGAGAACCGAACUUUCCAAGACCGUUUUCUUCAAAACGACGGCGUGUUCUAAAGGCCGCCGUCCUUGAAGAAAGCCACGACCAGAAGCAAAGGAAUAUUCUCCGAGUUCAGAGGCUUGGAAAUCGAACUGUUCAUUUCCCUGAAAUCAGAGAAACUGAGAAACAGAGAAAAAAAGAAAAAAAAAAAAAAAAAAAACAAAGAUAAGGAAAAUAAAGAAAAGAAACAAUAACAUCAUCAAAAUUACAAGAAAACCCCAUUUGAAUAUCUCGGAGCGAAAUGCCGGCUGCCGAACCCAAAGGCCGCGUACCCAGCUCGUCGAAUAUGAACGCAAGGGUCUGGUUCUACUCCUUUUUGCUCUCUCUGCAAUACGGAGCUCAGCCUCUGAUCUCUAAGCGCUGCAUCAGACGAGAAGUUAUUGUGACUUCAUCUGUUCUCACAUGCGAGAUAGCAAAGGUUGUAUUCGCCAUCAUUUUCAUGGCAAAAGAAGGUACUUUGAAGAAAUUAUACAAGGAGUGGACUUUGGUUGGUGCAUUGACUGCAUCAGGACUUCCUGCAGCUAUAUAUGCAUUGCAGAACAGUUUGCUGCAGAUUUCUUACAAAAAUCUUGAUUCACUCACGUUUUCAAUGCUGAACCAGACAAAAAUAUUUUUUACUGCCCUAUUUACAUACUUGCUACUGAGGCAGAAGCAAUCAAUUCAACAAAUUGGGGCCCUGUUUUUGUUGAUCACUGCAGCUGUUCUUCUUAGUAUUGGUGAAGGCUCCAGUAAAGGUUCUAGUGCGGCUAAUGCCGAUCAAAUUUUGUUUUAUGGGAUUAUUCCUGUCUUGGUUGCAUCUGUACUCUCAGGUCUGGCAUCCUCUUUGUGUCAAUGGGCUUCACAGGUCAAGAAACAUUCAUCAUACUUAAUGACUGUAGAAAUGUCUCUUGUUGGAAGUUUUUGCUUAUUGGUUAGUACCUAUAAGUCUCCAGAUGGUGAGGCCAUCAGACAAAAUGGAUUUUUUCAUGCCUGGACUCCACUAACUUUGAUCCCGGUUAUAUCGAAUGCCCUUGGUGGAAUUCUUGUUGGCCUAGUUACAAGCUAUGCUGGUGGUGUUAGAAAGGGUUUCGUCAUUGUUUCUGCACUUCUUGUUACGGCCUUGCUGCAAUUCGUUUUUGAAGGUAAACCGCCUUCACUUUAUUGUCUUGUGGCUCUUCCACUCGUCCUCACCAGCGUUACAAUAUACCAGAAAUAUCCAUACCAAGUUAAAAAGAAGAAAAUGUAAGCCUAACCUUCGUAACAUUCAGGGGUUUUACUCACUGAUCCUGAUUGAUUAAAAUUCCAUUUGGUUCAACAUUUUGCAAUAUUCCAUAGUUCUACUCACUGCCUUCUGCAAGCAGGCAUUCCAUACUUUAUUUUGACCCGUCCAUAUACGUGUAGUUGGGGUUAUCAAUCAAUAUUACCGCUUUGGGCAGUCAA